AUGCGCAUUUUUAUGCUCACUGUAUCCUACCUCUCUUCUCCUGAAGAAGUAGAGAAAUAUUUACCGGCUCACAUAGCCUGGUUAGAGGAGCAAUAUGAGCGGAAAGUGUAUUUACUUUUUGCUCGCAAACUCCCGUUCACAGGCGGAGUAUGCCUUGCAGUCGCAGACUCAGCAGAUCAAAUGGCUGAGAUAACGGAAACCGACCCCUUCCGUAUCACCGAAGUCGCAAAAUACGAUAUUCAAGAGCUUGACCUGACAAAGGCCAAUACCAUUUCGCUCCUCGAACAUGCGUCCCACCAAGGAUAA
This is a messenger RNA of Penicillium crustosum, 306 nucleotides long. RefSeq names its product YciI family protein. NCBI's taxonomy places the organism in Eukaryota, Fungi, Ascomycota, Eurotiomycetes, Eurotiales, Aspergillaceae. The transcript has a single exon. The record is from RefSeq and is a predicted model, not a curated record. Bases 1 to 306 code for a protein of 101 amino acids.